Molecule: messenger RNA, 2298 nt
Organism: Pongo pygmaeus (Bornean orangutan)
Lineage: Eukaryota; Metazoa; Chordata; Mammalia; Primates; Hominidae
Gene: ERCC1
Product: ERCC excision repair 1, endonuclease non-catalytic subunit
Exons: 11
Coding region: 1344-2237 (297 amino acids)
Biological process (GO): mitotic recombination; UV-damage excision repair
Cellular component (GO): ERCC4-ERCC1 complex; nucleus; nucleotide-excision repair factor 1 complex
Molecular function (GO): single-stranded DNA binding; damaged DNA binding
Source: RefSeq, a predicted model, not a curated record
AGAGGCGGGCGGGGACGCCAGCCUGGUCACUGCGCCCCCCGGCGGUGCCCGCUUCCAGAGCCUUCGGCCGGGCUGCUCUCCGCCCCCCGUUCAGGUCUCCUCGGGCGGAAUUGGCGGUGAGGGUCCCGUCCUUACAGUCUCCGUCCCCACCCCACCCGUUCCGGGGCGAACAAAGGGCUCGAAGUUGAGAGGAGGGGAAGGUUUGGGACGGGAGCAGGGGCCGUAGCUGGGGAGUGGCCCAAACUGGAGUUGCGGCUGAAUUCUAGAACUUGGGGCGUUUGGAAGAAAGAGGCGGAAUCGGAGCUUGGAUACGGCUGGGGGAUUCGAACGCGCAACUCUGGGAGCCGGGGAGAUUCGAAUCCAGGAUUCCAAAGUUUAGUUUUGAAACAGCUUAGGCUGGGAGCAGUGGCUCACUACAGUAAUCCCGACACUUUGGGAGGGCGAGAAGGGAGGAUCGCUUGAGCCCAGGAGUUCGAGACCAGCCUGGGUCAUAGUGAGACCCCCCCCCCCGCCCCCACUCCUCUACAAAAAAAUACAAAAGUUGGCCAGGCGUGGUGGCGCGCGCCUGUGGUCCAGCUACUCGUAAUCAGAGAGCUGCAAGUUACAACAGUGUGAUACUAUCCUUUCAGGAAGUGACUAAUACUAACUCAUCAGCCAGGCCCCUGCUCAGAUGUCCCUUCCUCCAGGAAGCCCUUCCGGACUCCGGGGCUGAGUCAGGCGCUCCCCCUGACCCCCAUCCCACGGCUCUCCCGGGAUCUCCCAUCCCAGACCUGCCCAUUCUGGGUCAUCACUGGGAACGUGUCUGUGUCCCUUACUGAACGUAAGCUCCGGGAGGACAACACGGGGCUGUCGUUGGUCACUGCUGUGUCACCAGCACGGACUCGCACAGGACCGGGAAGAGAGGAAGCGCGUGGGGGGAAUAGGUGUGGAAUAAAUGAAUGAAUGAGGAAACUGAGGCCAAGUCAAUGUCUGAGUUGGAUUCAAACUUAAGUCUCUCCUUACUGAGAGGAGGGACCAAGUUGGAUCUCCUGCGAUCUGUUCUCCACUGAGCCCUGCCAGGAUUCCGGACACACAGAAGCGCUCACUAAGGGCUUUGGAACUGAACAGUUUGGGAGCCAGAUCCUCUGAGGCCACAUCUCUCUCCUCCCACGACCUCCGCGGUCCUCCAGGACCAUAGAGAGUUGUACAGAGAUCGCCCUGCUCUAUGCUCUACUCUCCUGGGGAGCGGGGCCAGAGAGGCCGGAAGUGCGGCGAGCCCUGGGCCGCGCUGGCCGUGCUGGCGGUGGGCCGCCUCGAUCCCUCUGCAGUCUUUCCCUUGAGGCUCCAAGACCAGCAGGCUCCAGAUGGACCCUGGGAAGGACAAAGAGGGGGUGCCCCAGCCCUCAGGGCCGCCAGCAAGGAAGAAAUUUGUGAUACCCCUCGACGAGGAUGAGGUCCCUCCUGGAGUGGCCAAGCCCUUAUUCAGAUCCACACAGAGCCUUCCUACUGUGGACACCUCGGCCCAGGCGGCCUCUCAGACCUACGCCGAAUAUGCCAUCUCACAGCCUCCGGGAGGGGCUGGGGCCACGUGCCCCACAGGGUCAGAGCCCCUGGCAGGAGAGACCCCCAACCAGGCCCUGAAACCCGGGGCAAAAUCCAACAGCAUCAUUGUGAGCCCUCGGCAGAGGGGCAAUCCCGUACUGAAGUUCGUGCGAAACGUGCCCUGGGAAUUUGGCGACGUAAUCCCCGACUAUGUGCUGGGCCAGAGCACCUGUGCUCUGUUCCUCAGCCUCCGCUACCACAACCUGCACCCAGACUAUAUCCAUGGGCGGCUGCAGAGCCUGGGGAAGAACUUCGCCUUGCGGGUCCUGCUCGUCCAGGUGGAUGUGAAAGAUCCCCAGCAGGCCCUCAAGGAGCUGGCUAAGAUGUGUAUCCUGGCCGACUGCACACUGAUCCUCGCCUGGAGCCCCGAGGAAGCUGGGCGGUACCUGGAGACCUACAAGGCCUAUGAGCAGAAACCAGCGGACCUCCUGAUGGAGAAGCUAGAGCAGGACUUCGUCUCCCGGGUGACUGAAUGUCUGACCACCGUGAAGUCAGUCAACAAAACGGACAGUCAGACCCUCCUGACCACGUUUGGAUCUCUGGAACAGCUCAUCGCUGCAUCGAGAGAAGAUCUGGCCUUAUGCCCAGGCCUGGGCCCUCAGAAGGCCCGGAGGCUGUUUGAUGUCCUGCACGAGCCCUUCUUGAAAGUACCCUGAUGACCCCAGCUGCCAAGGAGACCCCCGGUGUAAUAAUAAAGCGUCCUCCCAGGCCAGGCUC